ACAGUACAGUUCUGCAGUCAAUAUCAAACUCAACAACAUGGCGUUGCGAUUUGCGUCUUUGGUGAUUAAUACUUUUUUAAUUUUUUUGUGUUUGUAAAUGUUAUAUAUUAUAUUUUUUGAGCUUUUCAGUAAAUUAAAAUAUUUUUUGUUCAAUUUAAGCAACUGACACAGUUAAAAAUUUCUUUCUACACUUUUGGAUUUUUCCAUGUAAAUUAAUGAUACUAGCCAUAUUCUGUUGAAAGAUUAGGAACAUUUCUUAUAUAUUUGAUAAACUUCCUUGUUAAAUGAGAUGAUAAUUUUAAAUAUUUUAAACAUUUAGCAUUGUUCCUCAUUCUCAACUUCAAGAAUAAGAUCUUUCAAAAAAUGACCCAGACCUAAAUACUAGGCUUAGUGGCACGUGUGAGGUUGAGUGUAACAAACGCAAUAAAAUUAACUUUUUGCCUUAUGAAUUAUUUAAAUAUUGGUUUUGAAAAAGUUUACAUGAUAUUUUAUAAAUAACUGUUUCGAGAUAUUAUCAAAAUGCUUUUUAACAUAUUAACAUAUUAUUUGUUGUGUUUUUUUAAUGAAAUCAAAUAAAGCUAAAAUUAAAAACUAAUAUAGAUUUAGACAUCGAUUAAUAAAAAACAUAAUAUUCAAUUCCAACAUCGGUUAGCUAUUGUUAACUUUUGAAAAUAUUAAUAAUUGAAGCAAUACUUUUUUAAACAUAAUUUAAAUAUUAUUUUUUCAGGUUAAAAAGUUACGUCCAGUACAAGUUACUGGAAUUUCGAGAUACUCAAGUUUCAAGGCCUCCAAUCUAGAAAUUGAGCUAACGAAGAAUCCCAAAGAAAUACCCAAUGCGGAUGACUUGGUUUUCGGUCAGAAUUUUUCCGAUCAUAUGCUGGAAAUCGACUGGACAGAGAGUGAGGGAUGGACAAGACCGAAGAUUUCAGAAAUAAGAAAUUUUUCGAUGCAUCCAGCAACAAAGGUAUUGCAUUAUGCUAUUGAACUGUUUGAAGGUAUGAAAGCUUACAGAGGAUACGACAAUGUCAUUCGACUGUUCAGGCCAGAUAAAAAUAUGGAGAGAAUGAAGACAACAGCCCUACGAUCGAACCUUCCUGAUUUCGAUGGUGAAGAAUUGAUCGAAUGCAUCAAAAAGUUAAUCGCUAUUGAUAGCGACUGGGUACCAAAACCAAAUCCAUCUUCAUGUAGUCAGUCUUCCACACUCUACAUUCGACCAACAAUGAUAGGAACUGAUCCUCACUUAGGAGUGAGCAAAUCAACAAGCGCCAAACUUUUUGUAAUAGCAGGACCAGUUGGACCAUACUAUAAAACUGGAUUUAAACCAAUUUCUCUUUUGGCUGACCCGCAAUUUGUCAGAGCUACUAUAGGUGGUACUGGAGGCUAUAAAAUGGGGUGUAAUUAUGCUCCUACCAUUUAUAUUCAAAAUCUGGCAAACAAAAAGCAUAACUGUCAACAAGUUUUAUGGCUAUAUGGAAAAGACGAACAAAUGACUGAAGUAGGUACAAUGAACAUCUUUAUGAUGUGGACGAAUGAAAAAGGAGUACGAGAAUUGGUAACACCACCCCUUUCUCAAGGGAUUAUCUUACCAGGAGUUACGAGACUAUCUUUGCUUGAACUAGCCAAACAAUGGGGUGAAUUUAACGUUUCUGAAAGAAUAAUUACAAUGAAAGACUUAGUUAACGGUUUAAAGGACAACAGGGUUGAAGAAGUGUUUGGGGCAGGAACUGCCUGUAUUGUUUCACCCGUUGACAGAGUUCUUUACCAAAAUAAAUGGCUAGAAGUUCCAACAAUGGAGGUCGAGAAUCCCACCUAUGGGAGGCUGCUAAAGAACUUGACAGAUAUUCAAUUUGGAAAGGCAAAGUCACCUUGGAUGAUUGAGGUUCCGGAAAUUUCUGAUCGCACCAAGUUGCAUGCAUCGCAGUAAAAAAAGAAAAAAAUUUGAUCUUACAAUUUUGAUAAUGCGGCUAAAACACUUGCAAUGAUAUCCCACACUAAUGACUAUUUGUCACAGUAUUUCUUAUAAGAUCAAGUAGUUAAGAAUCUCAAUAGUUAUUAUACUUCAUUAUUGUGUUGCUUAUUUCUGAUAUUUGAAGUGUUCAAAUACAUUCAAUAUGAACUUAACGAACUUGACUUUAUUAUUUGUUAAUAUUUUCUCCCAAGAUUUUAAAUUCAACCAGUUUUCAAAAUUGGUGAAAGUUUCAUCAGUUAUGGCGGAUAGCGGCAAAGAUUGCGAUGAAAGCUCUGCUGCUUCUUUUUUAAAACCAGUAACAAAUUAAUGCUUAUAAGUAAAUUUUACUUAUUUCUGACUCAAUUUUAUCUUUAGGAAACAGUCCGAAAAACUCUUCAGUUAAACUUCAAGAGCGAUAAUACCAAAAGUUAGAUAAAUUUUUUUACUUGUUUCUCAUUUAUUAAUUUUACGAUUAAUUAGUGAAGAACAAUGCUGCACAGUUGGCUACUGAGCUUUUUGGAUGCUUUAUUGAAGGUAGGACAUUCGAAAACACAUUCAGUUUUUUAGGUUCUUGUGAAAUGUAUUUGAAAAAUUCAUGUAACGUUACACAUAACAAAACCAACACAAAUUGGUCACGAGAGGGUUAGCGAACUCUUCGAUGACAAUUUGAAGAAAAUAUUAAUAAUUUUCUCUCAACUAACGAAAGAUAGUAGUGGCUCCGAUUUCGUAAUAGUUGAGCAGUUGGAUUAUCUAUAACCUGAAAUCUACUGAAGGAAAAAUAUUUACAAGUGAUCCGUAGCGUUCCCUAGUCAAGACACACAAACUCAAUCUCGCGUUGGGUUGUGGAUGGAAAAGCAAGGGUUGGUCCUUGGGGUAUAGGCUUCUCAUUUCUGUAGGCCUUAUAUAUCAAUACGAGUGGGCUACGGGUACUAGUCAUCGUAUGCAAUCAAGUUUUGAAUGGCUUUGAAUCUUAUUCGGCUGCUUUAAAUGUGAAUCAAUCAAUGUUAUCAUGAUAUAUCGCGUCAACUAGUUGUUAUAUGUUAAAAAAUACGCGAUAUAUCGCCUAAAUUUAUCACAACAAACUUACAUUCAAGCUUCAUUUUCCAGAGCUCGUCGUCAGAGCCGCAAAGCGCGCCCAGGUAAGUUCAGCUUCUAGAAAGUUCUAAGCGAUGUCAUGAUAAGCUAAAUGUACCAAAAGCUCCUAAGGAUUCUCAAAUGCUCUCGGGUGAGCUACCUAAUCGAGAUUUUGUGUGGUUUUUCAGAUUGAAUCACAGGAUAAAGUGAUGCCAGAACAUGUGGAGAAAAUACUCCCGCAAUUGGUAAGCAUCUUAUCUAUCCACUCUCGGUCUAUGUCUCUCAAACGGUUACUUUUUUCAGAUGCUCGAUUUUUAACGCUUUAGAUUGGCAUUGGCGCUCUAUGGAUCCGGUAGUUUAGAUCCGGUAAUUUUUACGGGUUUUUAAGAAUAAAGGAGGUUACCUGUUGAAAUCAAACACAUGUUUAUUCUUACGAAAAAAAAAAUAAGUCGACUGAAAGUAAACUUUUAUGCUUAAAUUAUAAGAACUUUAUGUUCGGCCAGCUUUUUAGUAGUAUGUUAUUUCCUUCAAAUAAAACUGAUCGUAUAAAAUAGUAUAGUAUAAUAUAUAAUAAACACAAUGAAAACUACUUUGUUAAUUUUAGUGAAUCAUAAUAGUAUAUCAACUGCACAACAAAAUAAAACUUGCUCAAAACUUUAAUUUGAUUAAUGUUACGUUUAAAAAAAAAUUUCAGUGCUUUAAAGUUAUGAGUUUACUCAUACGUUAAGUUUUAAUAUUACAAAAAAGCAAGUAAUUUGAUAACUACUGAAUUUUAGUUUUGCAUUGGUUUCUUUCCCGAAAUAACACUUUAUUCGCACAUAACAAAAGUUACAUUUAAUUUAUCAACAAAGUGUUCACUUCAUACACCUAUGCAAUAGAAUAUAUUUAAUCAAUGCUUUGGUAAACUUUAGGUCUAUUCUGGAAACAAAAAAAGUUAUAUAGAUCGCUUUAGAGAGUAAUUCUAUUAACAUUAUGGAUGCGUCUUAUAUUUAGUACACCUACUAAAAAUCACAUUUUAUUUUCGAAAUUCAAAAUGAUUGAUCAAAUAAUCCUGCGUGAAAAAUAUUUUUUUUUACCUUUAAACUAUCUUUAUAAAAAUAGCCGUUUUUACUUAUAACAGGCUACAAGAAAAAAAAAGAACAACCAGGGUUCAUCGACCUGGAGAUAGAGAACGGCUCCUUCUCAUCGGGGAGUAGCUAGGACUUCUUCGAUCUCUCUUUUCAAAGCUAUGGCUUCUUGAUCUCGAUCUUGACCGAUCUCGUCUACCAGCAUCUUCUUUCACACGAAUGUAAGCUGUUUCAUUCUCGUGGCUCCUAAACUUCGUAUCAUCCAAUUUACGAAUAGCAUACUUCAUAUCGUCAUGAUGGAGAAAUUCAACGAUUCCUGUGCCAUCUUUAUAAACAUCCGCAAAGCAAAUAUCUCCUGCUUCGCGCAUAUGAUCCUUCAGAUCUUGCCACGAACCUGAAGGAGGUAGAUUGGUUACCAAAACUCUAUUUUCUGGUCGACGCAUUCCGCCUCCUCGUCCACCUCUUCUUCCUCCCCCUCUGUAACCGCCACCGCCUCCUCGUCCACGAUACAGAGAACGAGAUCCUCUGUUGGAAUCCUUAGGAAAUUCUACUCGUAAAGUGUAUCCAUCAUAAUUAUAUCCAUCCCGUCCACGAACUGCAUCAUCAGCGUCACUAAAAGUAGAACGUAUUGAUCAUUCUAAAGAACUCUCCAUUUAUCUUGUGGCGUAUUAACGCAAUUCGUUUCAAAUUCAAAAAUUGUUUAGACUUUGGUAACAGAUGUUUACUGUGAUGAAUGACGUGUCAGUUUUCAUUGAGUAUUAUGAGUAAAAACAAAUUACACGCCAUUUUCCAAGAACUAUGCUUUAAGUUAAUAUUUUAAGCCUGCAAAUCUUCGAAUUAUGAAAAACGGUCCUAUGACGGGGCUAACCAUCUGAAUCUAAAAAUCUAUUCAGGAACCAUACAAUUUACUUUACAUUUUCCCAAUUGCAAUUCCUACGAAAACCACGUCUAUUCCACUAUUAAUUCACUUUUUAAAAACCUUUUUUUUAAAAUAGACUGUUCCCAUCCUGUAUUUUAUGAAAAUUCGGCCUAUUUGUUUUUGCAAAAAUGUUUAGAAUGAAAAGCUCACAUGCUAUGAACUUUCAAAAUCCCAAUGAUUCGGAGCAGUUACAAAAUUCCACCUAUGUAGCCUAUGUUAUUUCAGAGGUUUUUGAAAAUAACUGAUAAUUGCAUCCUCUGUGAUAGGUCCUCUAUUUUAGUUUCUGUGAAAACAAUUCGACAGUCAGGUUGCGUUUGAACACUUUGAGCGCCGCCAUCUUAGAUUUCCUUUCGUUUAAGCUACACUACAAAGUAAUAGUCGUGACAAAUUGAUUUGUAGAAAAAAAAAAAUUUUCCCUACGAAGACGGGUUAAAACUUCUAUACAAAACAUUUUAGGAGCCCAUCACGGCAAUAAUAAGACAAAAUCGAUCAAAAAUGCAAUAAGUUUAAAUAAUUUACCGUGGAUCUUCAAAUUCGACGAAAGCAAAUGGCGGACCGCGGCGAUUCUUUAAGUCGAUAUACAUAAUUUUGCCAUAUUUGUAAAACAAAUCAUCCAAGUCUUUGCUCCUGAUGUCAGGGGGCAAAUUUCCAACAUAAAUUCUACUAUCAUUGUUACGGUAGGACAUGCUUAUUUUAGAGAUAUAAGCGGUAGGCUUGCCGGAUGAGAAAGUCGGAAGUGAAAUGCCAGGGAGCAAAUCGUGUACAUUUUAUUGUAUUGUUGUUUGCAAAAGCAUUUUGUGGUUUUAGUUUUGGGGAUAUUUUUACUUUAAUUGAUUUUUUAUUUAAUUAAAAAAUAAAUAAGAGAAUUAAAAUAUCUGCCAAAUUCAGU
This is a messenger RNA of Dimorphilus gyrociliatus, 5897 nucleotides long. The record is from the annotation of a GenBank genome assembly. NCBI's taxonomy places the organism in Eukaryota, Metazoa, Annelida, Polychaeta, Dinophilidae.